CUACUUUCUCAGUUUUUACGCAUUUCAUAAUUCCAAGAUCAUUCAUCUUGCAAAUCUCAACUUUUCCAAAUUUGGUCAAGAGUUUCGUGGUUCUUGAGAUCGAUCUCCUAAAAGCCCAAGAAUCGAUCAAUUAUUCUGCGUCAAAGAUCGGUGGCGAUCGAUUUAUAAAUCGGAACAUUAGCUUAAAUAAAACCAAAAUAUUCAACCCACUUUGUCUAAGGCCUUUUAUUUAUUUCAGUCUUUGUCUUUUCAAUUUCAUUAAUAUCAAUAGAGUUGGUGAUCUCCAGUGGAAGCAAAUAAAAGCGACCAUUUAUCUGAAACUUAAUUAUAAUCUCUUUUUUUCUAGUAUUUUGGUAACAUAAUAAACCCAAAGUGUGUCUCCGAGGUUGAUUGAAGGUAAUCAUUGUUGCUCUUCACAUUAACCUGGAAUCCACACCACCAUGAUCACCAGCAAUAACAGUGAUGGCUCCCAUGGAGCAAGUGAAAACUGUUUCGAUUCGUGCAACAACCUCGACUCGGGCUGGUCCGAUAAGACCGGUCUUAAAUCAAAGAACUUCAGUCAAAUUGAACUUGAAACAUUUAGGAAGCCAUUUGAUUUCGGGUGGAAAAGGGAGAUUGUUCUCAGAUCUGCUCAUGCAAAUUCGGGCAAAAAAAUUGUAGACAUUUAUUAUUUUUCACCAGACAAGAAUAUUAAACUUAGAUCUUUCAUGGAAAUUGGUCAUUACCUUGACAGUCACCCUGAUUGUGAUCUCGAGCCAGAAAAUUUCACAUUCGUCCGACAACCAAUUUAUCGUCCGCCUUUAGAAUUCAUUAGAAAUGCCAUCAGUAAAUCAACAUCGACAUUCACAUGCUCGACAAUAAUAAAUAAUCAUAAUGGUCACUCGCAUGAACCUGAAAGAAAUCGGAGGACUCAGAAAUAUAUUCAUGAUACAAUAAUCAAGAUUGAACUGUGUUCUAUAUUGGGACAAAAGUUAUUGGUUCGUUUGCCAGAUAGUAAAUUUAAUUUUACCAUGAGUGAUUUAUAUCUUGGGCACGAGAAAUUCUGUUCAACUGGUGACCGUGAUAUCCUUCGUAAUGUUUUGACCGAAGUCAAUAGACCUCGACCUGCAAGCAAAGGUCGGAUAACACGCUCGAAUAAUAUUGUUAAUGGAAUAAUUAUUCCUUCUUGGGGACCGAGACAUUUUGUGCACACUUACACAUUCGGUAAAACUCAAAGAUUAGAGAAAUGGUUAACACUGGAAAGUGGCCUUAAUUGGAAAGGACGACUCAGAGAACUUUAUUGUAGAAAAUUAAAAAUCGUUGCUCCCAAAUUGUUUAUUUGUCCUUUGUGUAACGCUCACAUUGGUCGUCUUAAAGUUCAUUGUUGUUCCGAUUACAAUGAUAAAUCAAGAAUCUCAACACCAUCUCCACAUUCAACUCCUCCAUCAUCUCCAUCUCCAUCACCAUCAUCUUCAUCACCACCAUCGCCAUCAUCUUGUUCAUCUUGUUCAUCAGCAAUCACAACAAAAGUAAAACCAAAACAACAACAACAACAAUCACAUAGUCACAAGGUGCUUACUGAUUAUUAGACAACAUUGUGAUGAUUAGCACAACAACCUGAUAAACCUCAUCAUUCACAUCAUCUUCAUCCUCAUCAUAAUCGUCUUCAAGGACAUCAAUUAUCAUCAUUCACCAAAAUUACCUCGAGAGCUUUCAAAUUAAUUCAUUGAAUUAAACAAUUCCGUGAAAACUUGCCUGAUAUUGAGACUAAAUUACUCUCUUUUUUAAAUAGACUUCCAAUUACAUAUUGAUUGUUUACGUUUUCUUUUUUUCAAUUGCUUCACUGAUGCUCAAAUAUUCAAUCUGAUUAAUUUCAUGAAAGAUGCACACAAUUAAAAGAGUAUAACUUGCAAACAUUGACAGCUGAUUAUUAGUCAAUUUUGACAAUUUAUCUUCCAAAAUCAAAAUUGACUAAUGAAGAACAAAAUUUUAAUUAUAAAUACAAAUCAGAGGUCCAUGAAAAAAAGCAAAGGUAAACUUCAAUUUCAUGUUAAUUAAGCAAAAAGGAAAAACAUCUAUCAAAUAUAGUUUAUCAUGUGGAUCCAUUGUAACUUAAACCAACACCAAUUGAACACAGAAACACUUCCAUAAUAAUUUAUACAAAAUGAAAAAUUGAAAUUAAUUGUAAAAAGUAACAAUCAAUUUUUUGUUUUCCAAAUUUUUCAAAACGAAAUAACCGCCAAAACUUGUUCCAAUUCGGUUAUUGUGAAGAUCCGAUACUUGGAUCGAGAUUCUUUGUGAUGCUUUUCUAAUGAAUCCCUUUAUUAAUUGAAGAUAAACUUUAAUUAGUAUUGAUGAAAUUUUGUAAGAGACAAAGAGAAUCGUAAUUGUUAAAUUAUUGUCCUCAACAAACGAACAUUAUUUUACUGAACAAAAUCACUUUUGUCUAUUAAAAGAAUUGACCAACAUUCUCCUAAAUCAUUUA
This is a messenger RNA of Panonychus citri (citrus red mite), 2464 nucleotides long. RefSeq lists its product as uncharacterized. The record is from RefSeq and is a predicted model, not a curated record. The transcript is spliced from 2 exons. Bases 441 to 1568 code for a protein of 375 amino acids. Gene Ontology annotation, molecular function: DNA binding. NCBI's taxonomy places the organism in Eukaryota, Metazoa, Arthropoda, Arachnida, Trombidiformes, Tetranychidae.